CGUCAGCUUUCCAAGGUCCUCAGCUUCUACAUAUCGAAACCUUCCCAGAGAGAUCAAGAAAACAGCCUGGAAGCCUAUGGUAUCUGUGUUACUUACACUGGUGCAGCGAGCAUCCGAAGAUUUCGUACUCGAGAAUCUUCUGAGCGGUAUCGACAACUCGGUUCGUUUCACUCUUGGGAAUCUGGACUUCACACUCGACGAUCUAGUAAACCUCCCACGAUAGCCUUUGACAAAGAACUCGAAAAAGGUGUUUAUGUCGACGUCUUACAUAUUAAGGAAAACAUCAGCAAUGGCUAA
Bipolaris oryzae ATCC 44560 is the source of this 297-nucleotide messenger RNA. RefSeq lists its product as uncharacterized. The record is from RefSeq and is a predicted model, not a curated record. Lineage: Eukaryota; Fungi; Ascomycota; Dothideomycetes; Pleosporales; Pleosporaceae. The transcript has a single exon. The annotation marks the transcript as partial.